Molecule: messenger RNA, 3186 nt
Organism: Jaculus jaculus (lesser Egyptian jerboa)
Lineage: Eukaryota; Metazoa; Chordata; Mammalia; Rodentia; Dipodidae
Gene: Cdca2
Product: cell division cycle associated 2
Exons: 15
Coding region: 173-3058 (961 amino acids)
Biological process (GO): regulation of mitotic nuclear division; regulation of chromosome segregation
Cellular component (GO): nucleus; chromosome
Source: RefSeq, a predicted model, not a curated record
UGGACAUGCAUCCAGGUGGUGACCCGGAUGGUCCCCAUAUUCCUGAAGACCCCGAAGCCCUGGCAUGUCCACGGAGCUCGGCUUUGUUUCAUCCUGAACAACUCCCUUCCUCCGUGUCGUUCUCUUUAACUCAAAUCCCAUAGUUGACAUCUAUCUCCAGGCCACGACAGAGAUGGAUACCAAGUCACAUAACAAGCAGCCCCCUGAACCCAAGGCGUGUGCUGUCAGUAAUUCUGAAAAUGCCUCUUUCAUCCUGGGAACCGGGAAGCUUGUGACUCCUCAGAAGCAUGUAGCAGAAAUGACUCCUAGUCUUUGCAACCCAGAUACUUUUAAAUCACCUUUGAACUUUUCCACCAUAACGGUAGAGCAGUUGGGAAUCACACCUGAAAGCUUUGUUAGGAACUCUUCAGGAAAGUCACCAUCUCACCUUAAAAAGUCCAGACGGCGUUCUGCAGUUGGUGCACGAGGCUCUCCUGAAACAAACCAUCUGAUCCGUUUCAUUGCUCAGCACCGAAGUUUAAAGACCCCUGAGAGGUCUCCGUUGGCACAUAAUUCUCCUUUUCAGGGCAGCCCAGGACUGUAUCGAAAUGGGAAUUCAUUCAGAGAGCGUAUAUCUGCUUUCCGGGCAGCUUUUCACUCCGUUCAGGACACUGAGAAUACAGCUGGCUGUUCAGAAGCAGACAGAGGGUCCAAGACAUCAGGCUUGAUGUAUGCAGCCAAAAAGGAAGGUAUUGUUGAAUAUCAGCAGUCUGGGUUUCCUGUAAACUUGUCAUCGAAACGACGAAAAUUAUCCUCACAGACCAGCUCUGAUGAGCAGUUUAGCAAAGUGGGAGGAAGCGUGAGUGUGCACGUCAGGACAGAAGAGGACAGAGCUCACCCUGUGGGCGCUCCUGCAUGUCUGACUGAGCAGCCAGAUGAACCUGGUUCAGCCCUGACUGGAUCUGUAGUUGCAGAGUCUGCUCCCUCAGCAGAGCUCACAGGGGCUUUGAGUGCAGAGAUGAGCUCAGAGACCAUCCCUGAUGUCACAUCACCAGCUCCUCCUGUGUACAGGAGCAUCUCAUCCCCCGAGAUGUUUGUACUUCGUUCUGUACUGAAAAAACCUACUGGAAAGCUGCUUUCAGAAAGCUUGCAGGAACACCACAACAACAUCUGUGAUGGUGGGACUCAUCCAAGUUUAAUCUCAAAUUGCAAAGAACAAAAACCAGAUCAAGAAAAUGUUGAAGUAUCAGCCUUUGUAAAUGUGAGGAAGAGGAAGAGAGUUACCUUCGGAGAAGACUUGAGCCCUGAGCUGUUUGAUGAAUCCUUACCAGCAAAUACUCCACUGCGUAAAGGGGGAACACCUGUCCGCCCAAAGGAUUCUAGUGAUACCAGCCCUUUGCUUCUUCAACCAGAUUUUGAUGAUAAGGGGGAAAAUCUUGAAAACAUAGAACCACUUCAGUCACCAUGUGCAGUACUGAGUCCUAGUAAAGCUUCAGUCUCUGAGGUCCUUCCAGGCACUGAUACCUUUACUUCCAACAACCAUGAGAAAACAGCCUCCUGUAAAGUUGACAGACCCACACGGACAUCUAGCAAAAGAAAGCAGUUGAUGGGUUAUACAGACGAGAAUGCUGGUAACUCAGAUAAUGCAGAAGUUAAACCUUGUAAAGAGAAGAGAACUAACAAAAAGAGGUCUCAAGAAACCAAAUGUAGAAACAGAACACUUCCUAAAAAGAAGCAGGUUUCAAGUAGCUGCAGAAAGAAGAAAGGAAGGGGGAAGAAAGGUUUUCAAAAAUGUUUAUAUGGGGAGAGGGACAUUGCUUCCAAGAAGCCCCUCCUGAGUCCUAUUCCGGAGCUGCCCGAGCUCUCUGAGACAGCGCCCUCAGCCCCAGGCAUCCAAAGGCGCUACUCAGAUGAUUUCCACUCACGUGGUAAAGUGGAAGAAGUGAGCCCUCCCGAGCUUUCAGAGAAAAGAAAGAAAAUCUGGUUUCAGAACUCUGAAGAUUGGCCUACACUUCCAGUGUUGGAGGGGAUGGCCGAGUUGGAAGUCUGGCCUGGCAUUGUUGCUUCUGGAGGAGGACCUGAGAUGCACCACAUGGCCACUGAAGACCAUGGCAGUUCUCCUAGAGCAGAAAGUCAACUGGAAAGUGUGCAGGGGCCCAAGCCUGAGAGCAGUCACCCUCCUGGUGCCUCUGUGGUGGAGGAAUUUGUGUCCGGUCACCCAGAGCCUGCCUGUGUCCCGCAGGGCUGGGAGGGCACUGUUGCCGGCCAGCAUGCAGAAAAGCUUUGUGGAGGCCGCCACAUCUCCGAAGGGAAUGAGAAGCGUGAGAAAGAGGGCAUGUUCCCUGUAACUGUGGAGGGGAAGCUCCCGUGCAGCCAUCUCCUAUCUGACUCAGAAAAAGAACUCAGAGGCUUAGAAGACGUCCUGAUUGGAAAUACAAAAGCACCAACAAGUCGCAGUGAGAACAUGAGAAGAAAAUCUGCAGAAAGUGGCUGCAAUAUGAGCUGUAAAGUAAAGAAACACAGGAGGCGCUCUGUGUGUUACUCUGACAGUCACAGCUUACAUUUGGAGCAAAACGGGAACCACACACCUUCCUGCAGUGUGGGAAGCUCUGUUGAAGUUAGUUUAGAAAGUUCUGAGCUGUACCAAGAUUUAUCUGAUGCCAUUGAGCAGAGCUUUCAAAGAACAAACAGAGCAACCCAAGUGCGGAGGAGCACAAGGCUCCAGGGAGGCACAGAAAGUCAGGGGCUUGUCUGGAUGUCACUCCCAGCUCCUUCCACUUCCCAGAAAACCAAAAGGAGAACGAUAUCUGCAGUUGAUAACAGAGAAUUUGAAAGCAUGUGCCCCAGAGAAGAAACUGUGUCAUCAUCACAAAAUCCAGGUGCCAUCCCCUCCAUCUCAGGUAGUGAGAGCAGCCAGAGCCUACUGUGGGGUCCUCCGGCCCCCAGGAAGAGAAGGAAGAGCUUUUGUGUGUCCACACCAUUGGCUCCAAGUGCCACUCAGCCAGCAAGCCACUGGCAAACCUCGAAAGGAGGGGGAAAGCUCUCCGUGGCCCUCCAAGGGCCCACCACAAAGAGCUGAAGCAGUAAUGGUGGUUUUGCUGGGCAUUGGCAGGAGGAGGGGUUCUGAGUUUGUUCCUUUCCUGGUCCCAUCCCUGUCCAGCUUGAGUACCUUACAUGUUUCUAAUAAAAUCCUUUGAUUUGAGAUGA